Molecule: messenger RNA, 678 nt
Organism: Zymoseptoria tritici IPO323
Lineage: Eukaryota; Fungi; Ascomycota; Dothideomycetes; Mycosphaerellales; Mycosphaerellaceae
Exons: 6
Coding region: 1-678 (225 amino acids)
Source: RefSeq, a predicted model, not a curated record
AUGGGUGUGAUCUGCCUGCAUCCGAGUGGUGACACGACACGAUGCAGCGAUGGACACAACUACCAGAUGGCACAACCGGACCGUCGCACCUCAAGAUCGACCAAGACGCUGCACCGCCAUGCUGCAAGUGCAGAGCCUCUUCCCUGUUACAGCAGUGAUAGCCAGCACCAUCGGUCCGGCGAGACCUUGGUGGAUUAUCCCACGCCGCUGUUUCACGCUCUGACGCAGCCCAUGUUUCUCGAAGCAAAAGAGCUACCUACCGAAGGGCCCGCCGCCCAGGUGCUGGGUCUGGCGGGGCCUGUAAACUCUGUCACAGGCCGUCUCACAGAUGGACAGGCGGAUCUUGGAACAACGCACCAAAACAAGGUGUCCGGGCCGCUCUGUCACAAAAGAGCUAUGGCCAACGCACGCGCGCACAUCCAUGAUACAGUUUCGCCAGGGACCGAGGAAGGAUUUCGAAAGUGCCAUCGACUUGGAACUUUGAAGGAGGGGUCUGGAGGAGCGACCGAGCGAAAUGCAAAACUACUGCAAGGUACGAUUGUGAUGUGCUGUGCCGGCAAGUAUGCAGAUGCGUGUCUGCCUGAGUGUGUCUGGUCUUGCAGCUGGAACAACCAUCUUACCUUACUCGACAGAGCUAUCGAUGACCGUCUGGUGAGCCUCAAAGCUUGCUCCACCUGA